AUGGCGCGCGACGGCGCGAGCGACGCGGGUAGACCGCGGGUGUCGAAACAGCGCGUGGAGCUGCGCGUCGAACGAACGCGGCGACGAUUACGCGGGCGAACGACGCUGACGUGCGAGGUGGAGGGGGAGGAGUGCGCGGGGGGGAUCGCGGUGCGACGGGGCGGCGGAGUGCGCAUCGUCGCCGCGCGAGCGAACGGGGUGGCGUGUGAGACGACGUCGAUCGACGCGACGAAGGAUGGGUUCGCGGAAACGGCGAGCGUGGACGACGCGGCGAGUCUGGGUAAAGACGCGCGGGCGAGGCUCGAUAGGGAGUGCGGGACGAGUGAGGAGGUGAUUAUUCGCGCGAUCGGGGAUGGGAAGAUCGAGGCGCGGCCGAAAGACUCGGAGGGGGGUAGCGGCGAAGAAAACGGGGCGGAGUCGGGGACGCGGGGAAAAGAAAUCGUGCUCGAGAUCGAGUACGAGGCUGAGAGCGGUUUCUUCGCGGAUGACUCGUACUUCCUGUGCCCCGGGCCAUCGCGCAGCUCGUCGAGCUGGUUUCCGUGCAUCGAGCGCGGCGAUGCGCUGACGACUUUCGAUUUUGCGGUGAACGCGCCUAGAGAUUGGCAAGUCGUCGCGUCGGCGCACUGGGACAGGGUCGAAAAGUGUCGAGACAGCGACGAGGGUGAGGACGAGGACGGGUUUCGACUGAUUCAUCACUUCUCCGGCAUGUACCCGACGUUCGCGCACGAGAUGCGUUUGAUUUGUGGUAAGUUGAGCGCGGUGUCAACUCCGAUAAAGGGCGUGACGCUGUUCGCGCCGGCGGGCCAAGGAUUGGAGGAAAGAAUGCAGACCGCGGCCGUGGGCAUCGGGAAGGCCAUCGUAGCGUACGAGGAGUACCUUGGACACCCGUACCCAGUGUCGUGCCUGAAUGUCGUAUUUUUGCCGGACGCGCUCGUGAGAGAACGCGACGCCCUGGGGGCGUGCGUCAACGUGCACUCCGCGAGAUGGCUCGUCGAUCCAGCGCUGAAUUCGGCGCUUCUGGACGCGCGCGUGCACUUGGCGACCGCAAUCGCUCGGCAGUGGUUCGGAGGUAUCGUCGUUCCCGCGGACACGACUGAUUGUUGGGUCGUCGAAGGCUUAGCGCAGUACCUGGCGGGCAUGUACGUCAAGAAUUUGACCGGAUUGAACGAGUUGUCCUUCACGCGCAUGAAGGAUAUGCGUCUCGCGGCCGCGAUGGACGACGGGGCGUCGCUACCACCGCUCGCCAGUCGAGCUGCGCGCAUAUGGCGUGGUGGACACUAUGCCGGUCCAGAUCCUUUCGCCGGCGGCGCGCCGAAGCCGCUUUCGAAGAGCGUCGAGCGGGCGUUGCAAGCCAAGGCGGUGGCGGUGAUUUACAUGCUCGAGAAGCGCCUGGGUCCGGACGUUAUGCAGAAAGUGUUGAAAUAUUUCGCCGGUUUACACGUUCGUCGUAAUAAGAAGGAACAAGCUACGCGCACGGGUCCUUCGAACGAGGUGCUUGCGGGCAACGCGCGCUGGAUUCACACGCUGCAACUCUUCGAUCAUUGUCGAGCCACGGUAAACUUGGGCAAAGGUGAGGUGAACUCCUUCUUAGAGCGGUGGGUGUACGGUGCGGGCACGCCCAAGCUCAGCGUCGGAUACGUCGUCAAGCGGAAGAAGAACGUCAUGGAGUUCGCGGUUAAGCUCGAAGGGAGCGCGGCGGCGGCGGCGGCAGACAGAGCUGCGCUUGCCGUCGCGAGAAACCAUCGAUCCUCCGUCACGGUUCGCAUGCGCGAAGAGAACAGAGCGGACGCGAACGACCACGUAGUCUCACUCGGCCAAUCGUCGUGGCAAUUGAUGGAGAUUCCUUUGCAGCCGCGACCGAAGGACCGACGACCAAAGACGAUUAUCGAGUCCGGGGGCGAUCCGGAGCUUAUCGCUGCGAUGGAUUGUCCAGUGCGAUACGUGAGGGUCGAUCCGGAGUUUGAGUGGAUGGGUAACAUAGAGCAAAGUGCCAGGCAAGUAGGUUUGGAGUCGAUGAUGGCACAGAUGCUCGAGAAGGAAAAGGAUAUCGUCGCGCAGAUUGUGGCGGUGGAAUUCCUUGGUCGUCGCGUCGCUAAUGGCUCGGUGAGCGCAGUGCUCGUGCUGGACAAGUGUUUGAACUCUGAGGACACGUUUUGCCGCGUUCGCGCCGAGGCCGCGAUGGCGCUCGGGAAAAGUGCGAGUGAGAAGACACAGUGGGGAAGCUUGCACGCGCUUCUUCGUCACUACAAGAAGUAUCAAUGCAACGAGCGGACGGGCAAGCCGAAACAAAACGACUUCCGGGAUCUCGCCAAGGUCAUCGUCGACAAGGCCGUAAUCACGGCUCUCGCACACGUGUACGACGAAGAGGCAAAGUGCACACAUGCGGAUGCGAUCGAUGCCAUCGUCAAUCGAUUGAAGUACAACAAUAACGAGGGGAAUCCGCAGAGUGAUGACGGUUUCGUGGCGACAUGUCUCUCCGCGUUAGCGCGCUGCGUCCCUGCAACGCUGGGCGAGUUGCGUGCGAUAACGGCACAAAUCCACUACUACAUUCGUCGCGAUUCCAGGUUUCCUAGCGUGGACUUGUGCGUCACGUGCGCGGGAAUUCGCGCUCUGGGUUUGCUGUCUAACGCGGUUGAGUCCGAGGAGUUGUGCGCCGCGGCGGAGCGCGCCGCCGAGCUCGGUUUCAGUCUGGGCAACCAGUCCACUCUCCUUGCCGCCACAGAUGCGACGAUGUACGUGCGAUUCGCUCGGACAAAGAACGAGUUGGAAUCGCUUAAGUUUGUUCUCGAGCGUUCGGCGUCGGAGUCGGCGGCGACGCAGAGCGCCAUGCUCUGGAGCGCGUGCGACUAUUUGUCGACGUUCGCUGGCACGGAUUCUCUCAAGGGGGCGUCGAAAGAUAUCUUGGUUCCGCUUCGAGAUAAACUCGCGAGUGGAGAUAGUGAAAUCGCGAGCGCGGCGUACUCCAUUGUCUACGUCCUCGCUUCCCAUGACACGGCCAUGAGCGAGAUUCGCGAAGCGGUGGAGGAGGCGAUGAAACGCGCCGGCGACCAAAUCCCAGUCGGCGUAGACGUGCAUGUGCACCCCGAUCAUGCCCCAGUCGACGGCGCGCGUCGAGCAGAGAAGGAGGCAAAACGCGCGAGAAAACGCGAGCGCGAGCGCAUGAAGCAAGCGGCGCGCGAGGCGAACGAGGCUGCCGCCGCCGAGCAGAGACGCAUCGACGCCGAGGCGGCUUUCGUCGAGCAACAAGCCGAACACGUGAGCGACGACAAGACCACCGGGACGGCAACGAUCAUCGCCUCGGAGGGCGCCCAGAACGGUCCGGAUGGAACGCCGACGGGCGGUCUGAAGCGUGCGAGAGAGAACAACCCGAGCGUGAAAUCCUUCGUCGAGACAGACGCGGGCGCCACCGCCGCGCUCGCAGACGCUCCACCGCCGCCGGCGAAAAAACUCAAACUCAGCUUUAAAAUGAAAAAACCCGGUGCAUAG
Messenger RNA from Ostreococcus tauri, 3486 nucleotides. Its product is annotated as Peptidase M1, membrane alanine aminopeptidase,N-terminal. Lineage: Eukaryota; Viridiplantae; Chlorophyta; Mamiellophyceae; Mamiellales; Bathycoccaceae. Gene Ontology annotation, cellular component: transcription factor TFIID complex. Gene Ontology annotation, biological process: transcription initiation at RNA polymerase II promoter. Gene Ontology annotation, molecular function: metallopeptidase activity; RNA polymerase II general transcription initiation factor activity; chromatin binding. The transcript is spliced from 3 exons. Bases 1 to 3486 code for a protein of 1161 amino acids. The record is from RefSeq and is a predicted model, not a curated record.